AUGACCCAGCAAACUGAGAUAAGCCCACACUCAGAUCUGCGUGCAGUUUCACCAGUUGGUGACUCAGUCCACUACGAUAUCUUGAUGCCGAUUGAUGAUCAUGGGGUAAAUCAUUCGGUUGCUGCUGCACCUGAAGGGUUUCAUGAUUUCUUUAAUGGAGCUGGAGUAUCGUUAUCGGGUGACUUUGGAGAUGGCACAUGGCCGACUGGAUUUAGUCCAGGGAGCUUUAUUUAUCCAUCACCUGGGCUUCCAGGGACUGGCCAUUCGGAAGUUGGAGCUUCAUCGAAUGCAAACUGCCUUCCAUUGCUUAUGCAGGAGAAUGGCUCAUCUAUUUGCCUUGAUACGCAGGGUAUAAUCACACCACAAUUGCUCGGCAGUAGUGGUGAUAUGGACCCUUUUCUGAUUGGUCGUUAUCGAUACGACACAUCUGGGGCUUCUCAUUUCAAAAAUCUCAGUAUUCACUCUGUGUCUUCAGGACCCGAGCCAACUCAAUUUUUACUGUCAAAUCCCUCAAUAUUUGCUGCCAGCAGAGAAGAAAACGGAUGCGAGAACGUUUCGACCCUUGAAUUGAGGCAGGAACUCGAGUCUUUGGUCCCAGCAGAUAUCGGUCUCAGACUUAUUAACUUAUUUGAGAGAAUCAUCGCACCGGAUUACCCGAUACUUGGUUUACCAGGCCAAUUAAACCCCAACACCAGCCCGCCAUACCUCCUUGCGAGUGUAUACCUAAUAGUCGAGCCCUUCACUAAAUUUGACGAAAGACUAUGCAUUGAUCUCGCGUAUGAUAAGCCAUCAGGUGUGGCACUAUACGAGAUUAUCAACAAAGCGCUUCCAUAUGAGAUCCACGCACCGAAGCUUUGUGUUGUGCAGACAAUGCUUCUUUUGGCCAUUCGACCUUAUCCAAACCCAAUUGUAUUGGAUAGUGGCUUCAGAUGGUCCCAGCUCGCCACCCUUGUUGCUUGCGCUCAUACCCUUGGACUACAUUUAGAUCCAAAGUCAUGGCGAAUACCUCCAUGGCAAAUUGCGCAGCGACGUCGUUUGUCGUAUUUCAUUUAUUCGACAGACAAAUGGCUUGCGUUGAGCCUUGGUCGGCCACCUUUACUGCAUCAUGAUAACUGGCUCGUGACAAGUCUUAGUCAAGAGGAUCAACCUGACAGUGGACUUGACCCUCUAGCCUGGAUGAAUAUCAUGAAGCGAGCGGAACUCGACGCAAUACUUGAUCGUGUUCUAGCGCAAUUAUAUUCUCCUCGUGCCAUUAAUACCAUGUGUACUGAUAACCACAAGACCGUCGCAUUAACCGGUCCACUGCUUGAAAGUCUCUUCUCUUGGCAUAGACCAGUAUCUGUACCAUCGACCGAUGUCAGAUCAUUGAAUCAAGGCAGACCAAUCGGACUAGAAAGAACACUCGAGAUGAACUACCAUUAUAUUCAUCUGAGUAUUUCCAGGGCUAUUUUGAGGCCGUUUCUGCAGCCAACCGUUGAAAAUUUGAAUGAGGCCGAAUAUAUAAUGGCGCGUGAGCAGGCUCGGAUCCGGGCAGAAACCUGCAUUUUGGCAGCAGCGGAGUUCAUUCACGAGCUGCGUCCGGAAGACUUCGAGGUUUUAUGGCCGGCCUGGAGUGCGACUGCAUUCUCGUCCAUCUGUUUCCAAAUUCUGAAUAUGGCUGCCACCUCCAUUGAUAGGAACGAGGCAGACAAAUGGGUCACUUGUCUGAACAAAGUGCGCCGGGAUAUGCGCCUGAAGGCUGACGUUUUGCCUUGCCUCCAUCUUGGCCUUCUGCGGAUUGACUCCAUAUUUUGGAAAGGAGUUGAUAGUGUGUUGCAUUUGGAAGAGCAUGUCCAACAAGCAUUCGCGUCUGGCUCAAGCAUUGGUCGAGCCGGUCCAACCAAGUGA
Messenger RNA from Penicillium roqueforti, 1887 nucleotides. RefSeq names its product fungal specific transcription factor domain-containing protein. Gene Ontology annotation, cellular component: nucleus. The record is from RefSeq and is a predicted model, not a curated record. Bases 1 to 1887 code for a protein of 628 amino acids. The transcript is spliced from 2 exons. NCBI's taxonomy places the organism in Eukaryota, Fungi, Ascomycota, Eurotiomycetes, Eurotiales, Aspergillaceae. Gene Ontology annotation, molecular function: zinc ion binding; DNA binding. Gene Ontology annotation, biological process: DNA-templated transcription.